Messenger RNA from Physella acuta, 6584 nucleotides. RefSeq lists its product as uncharacterized. The record is from RefSeq and is a predicted model, not a curated record. Lineage: Eukaryota; Metazoa; Mollusca; Gastropoda; Physidae. Gene Ontology annotation, molecular function: protein binding.
UAACUAGGGCGACAGAAGCACAAGCGCACUCGUAAUUUAAGUGUUAAAAGACAAAAUAAAUAAAGACAUUUUAAAGAGAUGCAGAUCUAGAUCUACUAAUAAAACAGUUAAAGAAUAUUUGCUCAACUUGAGACAAGAUGGCUUUAACAAACAAGAUAAGGCUACAUACAGACAGAAUUUUAACUGGAAACCUUGAUAACCUCCCACUGCCUCCUUCAUUAGCCAUAAGAGUGUUCUUCAGUUCAACAUUUACAGAUAUGACUGAGGAAAGGAACAUGCUAAUGAACAAUGCCAUACCAGAACUAAGAAAAUAUUGUAAUGAAAAAGGAUUUGAUUUUGAAGUUGUUGACAUGCGCUGGGGUGUGAGAGAAGAUGCAUAUGCAGACCACAUGACUACAGACAUUUGCCUUAAAGAAAUAAAAAAUUGCCAGCUGACCUCUGCUGGACCAAACUUUGUUUUAUUUCUUGGUGACAAAUAUGGAACAAGGCCAUUACCUAACUCAGUGCCUGUCACAGAGUUCCGCUUGUUCCGUCGUUUGGCUUCAUGGAUGGAUUUAAAAUUCGAUGUAGUUGAAAAAUGGUAUUUACUAGAUACAAACUCUGUACCAGCAGUUUAUCAUAUUCAACCAAUCACCACACUCCUGCCUUUUUUUACAGACAUGGAUCCAAUGAAUGAGAAGAAAAGAAUAGCACACCAGCAAAGUUGGGAAACUGAUGAAAAACAAAUCAGGAAAGUUUUGCAAACAGUAGCAUCUCUAGCUCUGGAGCAAAACAAAAUUACUGAAGAGGAAUGUCAAAAAUACUUUGUCUCAGUGACUCAGAACGAGAUAGAAAAGGGCAUAUUUGCUUCUCCCAAAAUUAAAGAUAGAGUCAUCUGCUUUGUCAGAAAUUUCAAUGACAUCAACAUUGAGGACACAAUGGCUAAAAGAUUCACAGAUCUUACAGCAGAAGGAGAUAUUGAUGCUGAAGCUAAAGUACUGAGGGCCAGGCUACAGAAUGAGACCCUACCUGGGUCAGUGCCAGCCUCGCAGAGUGUGCAGUUUAACGUGUCGUGGACACCUAAGGGAAUUGAUGCAGAGCACGAAGAACACAAAUCCUACCUGACUAGACUUCGAGACUCGUUCCAGACUUUGAUGAAAGAACAGAUUGACAGCUGUGCGCAGGAAGCUCUGGAGCAGAGGAUUGAGGAUGAAGUUCUGGCUGAGGUUCUUGUCCACCUCCAGUUUUGUUUGUCUAAGUGUAAAUGUUUUUAUGGGCAAGAAGAGCUGAUUGAAACUUUGUAUACAAUGAUGCAGGCGGUCUUCAGCACAGGAAAGGGAGAAGUCCAACCGCUAGUUGGUGACAGUGAAGCAGAUGGCAGUGUUCAGAUUGAUAUUGUAAAGGAAGAAGAAGUGGCUGUUAAUGAAGAAGUGGCUGUUAAUGAAGAAGUAGAAGUUGCAGACGACACAAGUCAGGAAGAGAAUAGAAAUGUGCAGGAUUUGAACCAACCACUGAAAGAUUUAGGAAUCACUGUGGGCGUAGGGGAUGUUGAAUAUGAUACAGGCUCAGACCCUAACAGAGAUGUAAAGAAAGAGCUGACUCAUUAUGUUGCAACUGAUAGCAUAAAAUAUCCCAUUGUAAUGUAUGGCGAGUCUGGCUGUGGAAAAACCUCUCUCAUGGCACAGUUGGUUAAACAAGUAAAGACGAGAAUUCCUGAUUCUGUGGUUAUUGUACGUUUCUUAGGGACCACUGCUAAAUCUGCGAACAUCAGAGCAAUGCUUAUAAGCGUGAUACAAAAUAUUUGGGCAGCGUACAAGUUACCACGGCCUUCAGAUAUGGAUUUCCAUGCUGAUGUAAUAUUUUUAGGCCAGUAUCUUCAAGCUCUGAUCUGGCAAGUGGCCUCUUCUUCCCGACCUUUGUAUAUUUUUCUGGAUUCCUUGGACCAGCUAUCCCAGGUGGAGCAGGCUCACAGACUUGCCUGGUUGCCAACUGUGUUGCCAGUUCACUGUUCUCUGGUGCUCUCAACUCUGCCAGAGGAGAAUGGCUGUCUGGACAGUGCCAGAAGACUAUUGGCCAGGCCUGAGCUGUUCAUUCAAGUACCUUCCCUUAAAGUUGAAUCUGCCAGUUGUGUCAUCAAUGAGGUAUGCAGUCAGAACAGUCGCACGCUCACUCAAGAACAAAGGAAAUUUUUAAAAGAGAAAUUUGCACAGUGUCCCAGCCCCUUGUACCUGAAGUUAAUUUUAGAUGAAUCUCUAAGCUGGCAGUCACAUGAGCUGGUGAAAAACUUAAACAUCGCACCAGACACUCAAUCAGCAAUUCACCAGCUGAUGAUGAAGCUGGAAAAGGAAUAUGGGAAGGUGUUUGUUUCAAAAGCUUUUGGCUAUUUGACAGCCAUGAAACAAGGCGCAAGCGUGAUGGAGAUGGAGGAUAUUCUAUCACUUGAUGAUGAGAUCCUACAGGACACAUACAUCUACCACCUGCCUCCUUCCAGCCAGUUGAUCCGUCUUCCUCCCUCACUGUGGGCCCGGAUAAUGAUGGACAUCCGGGAGUACACGUCGGGGGAGGAUGUGGGUGGCAGACUGGUCUUGACCUGGUACCAUCGCUUGUUCAAGAAGGUGGCUGAAGAGAGAUACCUUCACAAAGAUAUCAGACAUUCCUUGCACAGCCUUUGUGCCCAAUACUUUCUUGGCUAUUGGCACAACCAACACAAGCCUUUAAAGCUGUUCAAGGGCAAACAUGGAUGGUACCCAGACAACCAUAGAGGGGCCCCAGAACAACCCCUGAUGUUUAGUGAUGGUGUUUACAACAUUCGCAAGCUACGGGAGCUCCCUCACCAUUUGUCUUUAGCUGGGAUGUGGAGAGAGUUCCAUAAGGAAAUCACUACCAGCAUUGACUGGCUGGUGGCAAAGGUCAAAGUGCUUGGUGUGUCAGAGUUGAAGGCUGAUCUCUUGUUCAUGCUGGAACAGAUGCUUUUGAUCAAGGAUGACUCAACGGUCAACUCAAAGGUCAACCAUAAGGGUAAUGAUGGCAUUGUGAUUGAGAAAUUACAAAAUGGAGUUGUUGCUACUGACUCUGAAACUGGAGAGAGUAAUGCAAAGAGUCCAGUGGAGAAAGAGGUUGAUCUGUUGACUUGUCUGAAGGAGUUGAAGACAUUGAUUGACAUCAUUACACUUGGUGUGGACUGUAUACGUCAUGGUGCUCAUAAUUUACCUGUACAGAUUUGCUGCCAGUUGGGAAAAACUAGAGCCAAAUCUCCUGGGCUGGUGAAGUUGGUGACUGAUGCCUUCAUGUGGAUGGAGGAGAACAAUGUACCUCUACUGGUGCCUGUGGAUGCCUGCAUGCCAGAACCUGGGGGGAUGCUGGAAACUAACUUUAAUGUGGAUGUCCACUUGUUGGGUGAGGACAGAGCCCAUGAUUUCCCUGUAACUUACUGCCGUGCAGAUCAUUACCUUUACAUCAUUCAGCAAAACAAUAGACAAAAGGACACCAUGGUGGUCCUUGACCUUUCUAAAGGAGGUGAAAAGGUCAUCUCUGAGGACUUAAAUAGAUAUGUGCAUAAAGUGCAAUGCAAUGGAACUGAAAAGUAUCUGGUAGUCUGUGUGUAUACAACUCUGAGCAAGUAUGAGCCAAAGUUUGAGUAUCUGCUGUAUGAGAGAGUCAGACUCUCACCUUUCAAAACUGAGAGAGCUGCCACUUGUAUGGAUGUCACACAGAAGGGAAACCUUGUAGCUUACUCCAAUGACAGUACAUGCUACAUCUGCACUCCAAACGAUGAAGAGCUCACCUUAAAAACACUGUUCAGCCUGCCACAUGAGGAAACAAUCUAUCACAUCAUGUUCUCUCCUGAUGGCCUGUAUUUAGUGACAUUUGGCAGUGGAGAUGCGUUUAAGGUCUGGCGGACACAGAGCGGGGAACUAGUCCUGAAGGCUGAGGAGAAGAAAUCGUCUGAUAGAUUUAGUUUUAGAACUCCUACCAAGUUUGCUCUGAUCACAUCAAAAAAUAAACUGAUACAGGUCCGGUCAGACUACAAUGAAAGAAACACCCUGGGAGUCUAUGACCUACUGACCGGAAGCCUCCUGCAGGAUCUUAAAGCUCCAGAGCUGAACUACAGCAUAAAUUUACUUGAGCUUGAUGUCAGUGAAGAGCUGGUUCUUGUGUCCACAGAAGAAGAUGUCAUCUCUAAUGGCAAUGUUUCCAAAUCAGCUGUUUUGUGGAACAUUGAAACUGGAAGUCCAAUGUCAAUGGUAGCCAGCACAUCCCCAAUUAGUGCCACAAAAAUCAUCCAAGUCGGUGGUGCCCUCUACAUCCUGGUAGCCUGUAAAAGAAAUUCUUUUAUUGGGGUCUACCUGGUGGGAAGUAGACACAAGCCAGAGCCAGUGGCUAAACUGGUACAAAAUAUUUACGGCCAUUCAAAGGACAUUUUACAGAUCAUUCUGCCAUGUGACAAGAAAACUUCUGGAGAAAAAAUCAUCUCCGUAUCUGCUGACAACUCCAUCAAAAUUUGGAACCUGAAACAGGCAAUCUCCCCUCCACCCCCGUCUAACACAGUAGACACAGGCGCUGCAGUUAACUUGAUCUAUAACAAGACUGGAGAUGAAGUGUACUUCUCCACAGAGAAAGGUUUUAUAAUGAAGUACUGUACAUCAAGUCAGCUAACACAAACCCUGGCAACUGACCUAGGACAUCCUGUUGAUGUCAUGAUCUUAACUAAAAAUGGUCAAUAUUUGGUCGCUGCUGUUAAAGGUCUCAUCCACGUCUAUAACCUAGAAACAGGUGAGAGACACCUCCAACUUCAACCCUGUGCAAAAACUGUCUCCUGUAUGGCAGAAAACAACAUGGUACUCAUUGCGGGGCAUUCUGGCAUGGAAGGGAAAGGAAGAAUUUGGGAUCUCUCCACAGGUGCUGUCAUAAGAGAUUUGACUUUCCUGUAUUCAUUUUUUAGAACAGAUGUCACUUCAGAUGGGAAAAAGGUGGGGCUUACAUUUUUUGAUUUCCCACUGGCGAUGAAUGUAGUAGAUUCAGGUGAAGGGGAGAGCAACAUAUCCAUGGACCAGAUGGACACAAUGAUGUCCGCCUGCUCCCACCUACAGUUCAGUCCUGACAACAAGAUGCUCAUCUCCGCUAGUGGGGACGCCAGAGUUCGGGUGGUAGAUACUGAAUCAGGCCGCUACCUUCAUACCAUGAUUCAGAGGUCGUCAAUAACAGCCAUGUUGGUGACAUCAGAUAGCCGCCAACUCCUGACAGCAGGAUACAGGUCUGUGUACUUAUGGAAUCUCGGCCCUGACCACUCACCUGAGCACCGUGGUCAGCUAGUGGUCAAGCUGACCCAUCACCGGAACUUCAUCACCUGCAUGCAGCUUGCGCAGGAUGAAAAAUACCUCGUGACAGCCUCGUUGGAUAAAACUAUAUCUGUGUGCAGCAUGAACACUCGCAGCUCCAUAUGCACCUUCCGCUACCAUUGUUCUAUUGAUGUGAUGCAAGUGGCCCCCGACCUUUCAACCUUAGCCUUCAUACCCGAGAGGUCAGCCAACAUUGCCGUCCUCGUCCUGAACAAGGCGGGUCAAGUAGCGCUUCAUGGAACAUCCUCUACCAGCAUCCCUGAUGCCGUGCAGAAAGCUCAAGCGCUGGCCUUGUCUUUCUCCAGCCAGCAGGUAGCACAAAGGACAACAGCAGCUUGCAAUGUGCUAUAGCACUAAGGACAUUAGCAGGUUGCAGUGUACUAUAGUACUAAGAACAACAGCAGCUUGCAGUGUAUCAUAGGCACACUGACAGUUGAAACAUUAUUAUAUGAUUGAAAAAAUUGUUUUUUUAAGGUUUUGAUUAUCUGUGAUACUUAUGGCUAAAAGAUGCCACUGUGAUACUUAAGUGGUUAAACUGUGAUACUACUGAGAUGAGUGAAGUGUGAUAUAAUUGUUAUGCCUCUAAGUCUUGUGUCCAAAUACUUUUAAUAGAAUCUCUUGCACUAAAGCUAAUAUUAUAUAAAUGUGAUCAAUGUAGUUUUCACUUAUAUGGAUAAAUUGCAAUGCAUUCUCAUACUUCUGUUUUAUGUUCAAAAUUUAUGUACUGAAUUAAGCUUGUUUUGAUACCCUUUUUACUGUGGAUAUUUAUUAAUUAUUUUGAAGUUAUUAAAUUAAAUUGUUGUACCAGAUAAAUGGAUAAACACUUUGUUAAAAAAUCAUUUCUGGCAAAAAUACUCAAAUUUUGACUCUACUUCUUUCUAGUUUUACGCCUGAAAAAAAAAUUGAGCAAAAAGUAACAAACAUUAUCCCCAUAUAUACUAGUGUCCCGAUCAAAAAUAUCUUACGAUUGACAACUUGUUGCAAGGCCUAUUGUCUGGUGUCAAGCCUUUGACAUUAUGUCCAUGUUACAUAUUGACCAAUCAUAUUAUGAUAAUACAUUUUUGCCAUUUAUGAUAUUUUGUUAAUACCCCAGUUUUCUCAACAAACCAUCAUCUGUAAUAAAUACCAAAUUCAUAAUGAUAACUAAUAAAGCAUUUCCGAUCUUAUUCUACUUAAGAUAAACAGGUGAUAUAGAUAAACAACUGGACAAUAUUGUAAUACAGAAUAUUUUCUUUUAUUCAUUCUUGCACCUUACAUAAAACAUUA